GCCAUCGGGCUAAACGCGCGCCUGUUUUCCCGGGAAGUUUUAUGCUACCACUUUCCACACCCGUCAGUUUAACGCACCUCGUGUUGACGAUGGAUACGUAAAUUUCAGCACAACUCGGGAAAAUCGAUUGCCUAAGAGGACGAACUUUGGCUGAAACUAGAUAUCGUCGUUCCUCUACCGGUACCGAGAGGGAUUGAAGUAACCCAGUUGGCAGCGAAUUCGGUGGAAAGGAACUCGGAAGAGUGACGCUUUUCAGUCGAGACGUCAGUUUUGAAGUGCUUGUCUUCCGCCGACGAUAGAGAUAAUUCGGAUUUCGGUGAAAUGUGAUAGUGUCCAAGAAGCAGAAGCAGAAGUGAAGUGAUUUGUUGAUUGUGAUUGUAGGUAAACAUGCUCGUGGAACCUGAAACGUGAGCCGGUAGUGCUGAUCGAAGUUGCGGUAUUUUUGGCUGAAUAGCAGGGAAAAACCUUUGUGUGAAUAGGUGGAAAAUUGGUUCUGCGGAAAAAAUACGGCCAACAAGAAAAACACGAAAAGAAACCAAUGUGGAAAACGAAAUUUUGGUUCGUUCGUUAUUCGUCGAGUGGAUGAAGGUUAAUUUAACAAAUGUGAUUCUGUGACAGUGCUCGCACGAGUGAAAGCAAGUCAGAAAUAGAGUUUGCUGUUGGGUACAUCAGAAAAUUGAAUUUUAUUAUCACUCUAACAUCAAAAGUGAACUGCGCUCGAAUGUGUGUCAACCAAAACAUAUUUAUGCUGGUGGCCAUCGGAACGGCACCGGAAAGAAUGGAAGUCGUGGGUGGAAGUGUGUAGAAGAAUGAAACCUAUUCUGCGGCCGACACAGAAAAUCCCCGGCGUGAGUGAGUGCUUAAUAGGCUUUUACGGGUAUUGUUAUGCAAAUAUUAUGUUUAACAAAUUUCACGAUGCAGUAAAAGUUUAGUGUGAUUGGCCAGCGGCGUAACGAAUUGUUGUGGAUGUGAGGCGAAGAAGAAACCCCGAAACGAAACGACAGUAAAUCACAACCUAUAGGCGAAAGGAUUUAAAUCAAUUCGAUUGUUCCAAGUGGCAGAGCAUGUGAAAGAAGUAUUUGACAUGCUGAAAAACAAAUUGUAAGCGGAAAUUAAAGAUGCAGUUGGAGUGAGCGAAGAAACCUGCAACGGAACGACGGCGGCAAAAUCAGAACGACCAAGACCAAGACGGCCGACGUUCUGUGCCGUUGGAAGUGAAUGAUUGGAUAAUUGGCGUCAGCAAAAUUAAUUGUGGUGUAUUCACGGUCGGGGGCGGUCCCGAGACGACAACGGCAAAGUGUUUUUAAUGUGAUUUACCAUCAAAAGCAGGACAAACUUUGCAGUGUGCGUGUGUGUCUGGUCUGGUCGAUAUCGCAACUCGGUCGAAAAAGAAUCUAAUCGAUGUAAAUGGUGUUGGACAAUAUAGCAUAAAAUUUCCCACAAGGAGGUCGUCCGGUCGGUAUGACGUGGCUGCAGGAAAACACUCGCUAAGGAGCACGAAGCAACCGCCCUCACAAAGCAGCAAAACCUGCUCUGACUGCCCGGAGCGAAACGACCACGCAGUCAAAUUGAAACACUCAAACCCUUGAGCGUCAAAAAAGCGGCAAAAGGGCAGCAAACCGGCAACCAGUCGGCGAAGUAAAUUUCGGUGAAUAAUGAGUACGCAGUCCUGAACUAAAUGAUUUUCCAGUAGAAUUUUCCCUCGGCUGGCACCGUCGUAAUAAAUAAAUUACUUACGGGUUCAACGGAGAAGGCAUUUGACGACCCCAUUUCGCCACAGCCACAGUCCCUUCAGUAAGCGGUAGCAGCGUGCCGUACGAACAAAAAAAACUAACUCCAAGAUCCUCGUGAGAAAGAUAACAAGGUGGAAGUUGGACAGCCUUACGUCUCCACACACACACACAUACCACCCCUCCCCCCGCCUACAUCCAUUUACUGCAGUGUACCCGUCCUUAGCAUAUGAAAAAGGAAAAGGACACCGACUGGACCAGCCCUGCCCGCACGUCGUCAGAUACCGGCGAUAUUGAAUAUUUAAAUUCAGAACCGUGAAAUUGAAAGUGAUUCCGGGCAGGAGCACGUUCGAAGCAGCCAAGGAAAAGUGUCUGAAGAAAUUUAAUAACUGUGCUUUCAUGAUUUUUGCUGUUUGUUGUUUUUUCCUGAUUUUCCGCACAUUUAAUCCUUAGUGACAGCGAGAAUGUGUGUGUUCAAGUUAUGAAAACUCGGAAGCAUGGUCAGAUCAUCUGAAUGAUAUUGGGCGAUGGUUUGGUGAGAUAACAAAGGAUUUUUUAAAAAAAGAUGCUCAUCAGUUAAGCCGCUCCUAAUUGAAUCGGUACCGGUCGGCGACACUCUGAAGCAAUUCUUCCCACCACCUCCGCAAAAAGACCGACCCUGCGCAGCGGUUCAUCGUUGCAACAAAGGAAACACAGGGAAAAGCUGUAAAAAAGAAACGAUAACUUGACAUGACCAUGACAGCGUCGUCGUCGUCACCAUCAUCAUCAUCGCCAUCACCAUCUCGAAAGGUGUCGUCCGCCUUAACAACAGCGUGCCCCUCGCGACGGAACCUGCUGGCCGGUCUCCUGCUGCUGCUAAUCUGCAUACCGGAGCGAAUAAUUGGAUUCUGUCCAUCACUGUGUACCUGCGAGGCCGACCGCAACCUGCGGACGUCGUGCAUCAACGCAUCCCUCGAGGUCGUCCCAAUUCAGCUGAAUCCGGAUGUGCGACACAUCAACCUUAGCUCCAACGCAAUUACCAAUGUGCACUUUACUCUCGGAUUCUACUAUCAGCUGGAGGUGCUGGACAUCUCCCACAACCGAUUGGACACACUCGGGUCGAGAAACUUUGAGGCGCAGGCCAAACUUCGGACGCUGAAUUUGAGCAACAAUCUGCUCGGUAAUCUGUUGAAGGACAGCUUCAAGGGUCUUCAGCUGUUGGAGAUCCUGCUGCUGAACGACAAUCGGAUAGAAAAGAUUCAUCCCACCGCAUUCCAUGGCUUGACCAGCUUGCUGAGCCUCGAUUUGACAAACAAUCAAAUCGUCAGCUUUGAUGAGGAUGUUUUCAGGCCGCUUACAACAUUGGAGCGACUUUCGCUUAAAAAUAAUCAGCUGCUUGAGGUGCCAUACGAUACCAACCUGCAAUUUUUACGGUCGCUACGCCACUUGGAUCUAUCGGUCAAUCUGAUUGAGUUCGUUGCUAAUGACAGCUUCGAGGCACUGCGGGAGCUAAGGUCGCUGCAACUGGAUGGCAACGUGUUGACGGAGUUGGAUCUUGGUGCCUUCAAUGGGCUUAACGCCCUGAAGCACAUUCACAUGGCGGACAACAAUUUGACGCUCAUCCCGACGAUCCAGCUCUCGAAGCUGUACAACCUGACGACGCUCUCGCUGAGCGGGAACUCGUUCAACCAACUUCCGGCGGUAUCCUUUCUGAAUCUGUUUCACCUGCGGGAGCUGCACCUGAACCGUCUGGAUCGGCUGGAACGAAUCGAUGCCAGAGCAUUCGUGGACAACACGUACCUUCAGAUCCUGACACUGGAUGACAAUCCAUCGUUCGGUGAUCUACCGCUGCGACUGUUCCACGGUAAUCCACAUUUGAUCGACAUUUCGAUGCGGCGGAACGCACUGUCAACGCUGGAUGCGGUCCAAUUUCCUCUGGACAGACUGCAACGUCUCAAACUGGCCGGUAACCCGUUGGUUUGCAACUGCUCGAUUCGAUGGCUGUGGCGACUGGUCACCGGGACGGUCGAUGAAGAUGAUAGCGAUGGAAUCGCGAUGGUUGCCAGAAGUGGAGCAAGUCUGGCCAACAUCACCACUGUGCUGAUGAUCGAUAAAGAUGAAAUUGGGUGUGAUUCGAACGAGGAUGGGCUGAUCACGAGAAGGAUUCUCAGAAAUAUGUCCGAGGGGGACAUCAACUGUCCCGCCCAUCUGAUUACGGUAAUCAGUGUGAUAGGUAGUGUAGUAGUAGUGCUCUUGGUUAUGUUUAUCAUAGUAUACUAUAGAAGAAAAACUACGCAGCGAAAGAAAAUUCUGCAGGAAAGAAAGAACGUUCACGAAAGAAUAGUACCCCAGAAAGUAGAUAAACUAGAACUAGAACGAUACUUAGCGCAGCAGGUACUAGCGAAUGAUUAUCGAGAACUAAGACCAUGUGAUGUUUCAAUGCGUUACGACACCAAAUGUUCCACCCAGCCAUUGCACGCUCCAGAUCCGGAGGAAUCCGACCACUAUGAAAACAUUGAUUACCUCCAGCACCAACGAGCUUUGCAUCACCACCACAACCAUCCGUACCAUCAGAAUCAGCAUCCACAUCCUUACCAUCAGGCACAGCCGCAAACUGGCCCGAUUAGUAUGACUCUUCAACAUCCGCCGGACCACUAUCCUCAAAAACAUCAAUCCCCCCCACAAUCAACUGUCAACAACACCCUCCCAGUGCCUCCACAACAACGAAAUUCCUCGACAACAGGAAACGCCUACUCCCCAAAUUUCUUCAUCUACGUGCUGUAUUCCCAUUUCAUCUUCCUGCUGCUGAUAUUAUGAUGAAUUACAGCAACAUCCUCCGCGAGAAAGCUCAAUGCGCUAUGCAAAUUUGUUUGUUAGGUCAAAUCGUUUCGCUCUCGAAAUAGAUGAAGGAAGUGCAAAUGCUCCUGUUAUGUUACUAUAGCCCGCGACUCCCACACAUACACUCACACAAGAUUCUUACAAACUCAUGAGACACCAACAAAGCUGCAUACAAUCACUCAUAGAAAGAGAAGAAAUUAUUUCAUAUUCAUUGCUAGCAGAAAAAACAUAAAAGACAAUUUAUUAAUUAAACAUUUACUGAAAAAAACCGAAAAAAUGCAAACGGUAGCAAUUAAACAAAAGAAGGAAGGAUAUAAUCUAUUUUGUACAGUCAUUUUCAUAUUUGUAAGGCCGCACUUUAAUCAAAUUGUAUAUUAUAAUGCUAUAAUACACAUAACGUUAGCAUUUAAAAUUUUAGUUGUACUUUAAAUAAGCAAUUAUUUUGUUAACUAAUCCCAACUCUGUAUUGCCAUACUAGCCCGUUAGAAAACUACUUUGUUUUAAUUUUAGGUUAAACUAGAUUACAUAGUUUUUAAUGUGAACCAUUAUCCGUACUUAUAAAUUAAACAAGUCAGUUAAUUAUAACAAUUUUGGUUAAAAAUUAUUGGAUUUUGGCACAAAUAUAAUUUAUUAUUUUAUAUGAACUGGGAAAAGAAACGACAUCAAAAAACAUUUAACAACUCACAUUUGAAGUAUAAAAAUUUUAUAAACUACACUCACACCUAAUGCGUAAUGAGAGAAAGACACUUGACGGCAAAUAUUUAAAUAUUUAAACUGAAUGAGGUUAUUAAAACAGCAUACUUAACUCAUCAUGAAUGCUUGAUUGCGCCCUUUUUGACUACAUCUAACAGUUAUACAUUUGCGAUAUUUAGUAGGUAUAUAUAUUAUAUAUUUAUGAAGAUAAUAACUUUUUUCGAAAAUGUGACAAGCAAAUGCAAUAAAACGAAACAAAACAUAAAUAAAAGGAAUUAAUACCAGACACUCAUUCUGUUCGAUGAUAAGUUGUUAUAAGACUGAAAACUAU
Molecule: messenger RNA, 5571 nt
Organism: Topomyia yanbarensis
Lineage: Eukaryota; Metazoa; Arthropoda; Insecta; Diptera; Culicidae
Product: leucine-rich repeat neuronal protein 3-like
Exons: 7
Coding region: 2460-4526 (688 amino acids)
Molecular function (GO): protein binding
Source: RefSeq, a predicted model, not a curated record